CCCCUCCCCUCCCCUCCCCUCCCCGCACCGCGCGCCGCCCAAAAACCUCCGCCGCGUCUCGCGCCGCCAUGGCCUCCUUCUUCGCCGACGACGGCGCCGACGAGCUCCCGCGCACCGCCUCCCACCCCUUCGACGCCGCCGACGACGACGGCGCCGCCGCCGACGUAGCUGCCAACGGCGCCGACGCUGGGUACGGCGGCGGGUACGCCUCCUUCGUCGACGGCGGGGUCGAGGAUGUGGAGGAGGAGGAGGAGAUCGCCGUGGAGUCCGAGGGGGUCCCGAUCGGCCACGUCUCCGGGGGGUUCUCGCCCUCGCCGUUCUCCCCCGAGCUGGGGCCCGACGGCGGCGACGGCCCUAUCCUCCCACCGCCGGCCCAGAUGGGGGCGGACGAGGGGAUCCUCCUCCGCGAGUGGCGCAGGCAAAAUGCUAUAGUUCUUGAGGAAAAAGAACGGAAGGAGAAGGAGCUACGGGCCCAAAUACUCAUUGAAGCUGAAGAGUUUAAGAAAGCUUUCUAUGAGAAGAGGAUACAGAACUGUGAGACAAACAAGGUCCAUAACAGAGAAAGAGAGAAGAUUUUCGUAGCCAGCCAGGAGAAAUUCCAUGCCGAAGCAGACAAGCAGUACUGGAAAUCAAUAUCGGAUCUCAUCCCACAUGAAAUAGCUACUAUUGAAAAGCGAGGAAAGAAAGACAAGGACAAGAAGCCAUCCAUCACAGUCAUUCAGGGCCCUAAGCCUGGCAAGCCCACAGACCUCUCGCGGAUGCGCCAGAUCUUAGUGAAGCUGAAGCACGCUCCACCACCACACAUGAUGCAACCUCCACCGGCGCCUGCUGCUAAAGAAGGCGCAAAGGAUGGUGCCAAAGAUGGAGCACCAGCACCAGCAAAUGGAACCAAGCAGCCUGCAGAGAGCAAAGAGAAACCCGCCAACGGAGCACCCGCAGAGGCAGAGAAGGAGCAGCCUGCAGCAUCGGAGUAAGUUGAAAGUAGCGUUACAAGAACACCCGAACUUUGACUGCGGAUAUGGAAAUGCCUAUUUAUUUCUAAUGUCUGGACCCGCCUAUCCUUUAGUUUUCUUUUUAGAGAGAUUUGCGUCUCAGGAUGGGCUAUGUAUCAGCUCUCAGAACAUUCAGCUUAGUGUCACAGCAAUUGUACUCUUUACUUGUUUUCACCUGGUACAAGUAGCUCCAGUGGAUACUCUGUGAUCAUAAGUUCAGAACUGAAACCGUAACUGAAUGAUGGAU
Molecule: messenger RNA, 1239 nt
Organism: Oryza brachyantha (malo sina)
Lineage: Eukaryota; Viridiplantae; Streptophyta; Magnoliopsida; Poales; Poaceae
Product: clathrin light chain 1
Exons: 3
Coding region: 69-974 (301 amino acids)
Biological process (GO): clathrin-dependent endocytosis; intracellular protein transport; clathrin coat assembly
Cellular component (GO): clathrin coat of trans-Golgi network vesicle; clathrin coat of coated pit; plasma membrane
Molecular function (GO): structural molecule activity; clathrin heavy chain binding
Source: RefSeq, a predicted model, not a curated record